AUUCAGGAAACUUCUGGCAGCCUCCAGAUGAUGACGAAGCAGGGCUCUUCUAAGAGGGACCAGUCGUUGUGCAUUACGCACAAUGAGGGACAUCCCCUAAAAAAGGUGUGGAACAUUGUUCUAUAAAGAAGAAUAUUGUACAGCUGCCUGCUUCCUUCAUAAUGAACUCAAAUAAUCUUUAUGGACAGUCCCCACUAUUUGGACAAGUAACUUCAGGACAGCAUGCUCCAGUGUUUGGACAGUCUUCACAGGCCUUUGGGCAAGGUUCUUCAAGCCAGCCGGCCCUAUCCUUUGGACAGCAUUCAUCAAGCCAGCAAUCUCACGCUUUUGGACAAGCUUCUUUGGGUCAAACCCCUCCUGUUUUUGGACAGACUUCCUCAGGUCAGCCUCCUCCUGCCUUUGGACAGGUUUCUUCAGGCCAGCAACAGCUGACCUUUGGGCAGGCAUCUUCAGGUCAACAACCGCCUUUUGGGCAAGCAUCUUCAGGCCAGAAGCCACUAGCCUUUGGGCAGUCAUCUUCAGGUCAUCCGCCAGCCUAUGGACAGGCUUCUUUGGGCCAGCAACAACUUAUGUUUGGGCAGACAUCUUCAAGUCAACAACCAGCUUUUGGGCAGACAUCUUCAAGUCAACAACCGGCUUUUGGGCAGGCAUCUUCAGGCCAGCAACUGCAGUCCUUUGGGCAGACAUCGUCAGGCCAGCAACCUUUAACCUUUGGGCAGGCAUCUUCAAGCCAGCAACUGCCUGCUUUUGGACAGUCAUCUUCAGGCCAGCAACUGCCGGCCUUUGGCCAGACUGCUUCUACAGGCCAGCAAGCGCCAUCCUUUGGCCAGACUGCUUCUACGGGCCAGCAAGCGCCAUCCUUUGGCCAGACUGCUUCUACGGGCCAGCAAGCACCAGCCUUUGGCCAGACUGCUACUACAGGCCAGCAAGCUCCAGCCUUUGGCCAGACUGCUACUACAGGCCAGCAAGCUCCAGCCUUUGGCCAGACUGCUACUACAGGCCAGCAAGCUCCAGCCUUUGGCCAGACUGCUUCUACAGGCCAGCAAGCUCCAGCCUUUGGCCAGACUGCUUCUACAGGCCAGCAAACACCGGCCUUUGGCCAGGCUUCCUCUACUGUUAAGCAAGCGCCAGCCUUUGGCCAGUCUGCCUCUACUAACCAGCAAGCACCAGCCUUUGGCCAGUCUGCGUCUACUGGCCAGCAAGCGCCAGCCUUUGGCCAGUCUGCGUCUACUGGCCAGCAAGCGCCAGCCUUUGGCCAGUCUGCGUCUACUGGCCAGCAAGCGCCAGCCUUUGGCCAAGCUUCUUCUACUGGCCAGCAAGUUCCAGCCUUUGGCCAGGCCUCUUCUACUGGGCAGCAAGCACCAUCCUUUGGCCAGGCCUCUUCUACCGGGCAGCAAACGCCAGCCUUUGGGCAGUCUGUCUCUACUGGGCAGCAAACGUCAGCCUUUGGGCAGCCUGUCUCUACUGGGCAGCAAAUGCCAGCCUUUGGGCAGUCUGUCUCUACUGGGCAGCAAACGCCAGCCUUUGGGCAGUCUGUCUCUACUGGGCAGCAAACGCCAGCCUUUGGGCAGUCUGUCUCUACUGGGCAGCAAACGCCAGCCUUUGGGCAGUCUGUCUCUACUGGCCAGCAAGUGCCAGCCUUUGGCCAAGCCACUUCUGAACAGUCGUCUUCUGCCUUUGGACGAACUGCACCUAUAUUUGGGCAAGUCAGUACAGGCUCAUCCUCUCUGUUUGAACAGUCAACCUCAGGGCAGUCUUCUUUGUUUGGUUCAGCAGUUUCCUCACAUAAUUCUGUGUUUGGGCAAGCAACUUCUGGACAGAGCUUUGGAUUUGGACAGACAUCUCAAAAUCCUUUAUUUGGAAAUGUUCCAACUAGCCAAGGAUUUGGAUCAGAAAAGACAUCCUCCACUCCAAUAUCUUCUAGCUUUGGACAAAUUAGUACAUCUGUUCAGAAUACUUUGUUUAGUCAAGCACCUGGACAACCACCUCCCUAUGGUAAAACGUCUACUGGACAGAACCCUGGAUUUGGGAAAGAAACCUCCAGUCAGCCUCCAACAUAUGCGCAGGCCACCAAUGAGCAAAAACCUGCAUUUGGAUUUAGAGCACCCGAACAGACAGAUGCACGGUUACCCUUCCCACAGAGUACUAGUGCAUCUACGCAGAAUUCUGUUUUUGGAAUAAAUGUUAUUCAGUCUCAGAUACCUUCUUCUGUGCAGCCAACAGGGGCCUUUGGAAGUACUCAAUUAAAAAAUACUGUAAUUGAUGCAAAACAUUCAACUUUGGGGAAUACAACUGGCGUAACUGCAGCAAAUUUGGAGCACACCUUCAAACCUCCUGAGAAUGCAACUUUCAAACCAAUCUUUGGAGCUGUUUCUGAGUCAGAUAAAUCACAGAAUCAGAGGUCAACAUUAUCCUUUAAUGCUUCUAAGAGUGAGCACAAUACAUUUGGAAGUUUUACAGGGGAGACACCUAGCAGCAGCUUUUCAUUGGUAGCUGAGAAAAAUAAGGAGGAAUCAUUUAAACCUGUCUUUGGAACAGUUGGAAGCAGCUUUACAAGCUUUGUAAAUCCUGCCUCCAGCUCCAGACCUUCACACAUUGGUGAAAGCCCUGAAAAGGAGGAUUUACCUAAAGGACAAAAGAGGAAGGAAGAGUCUGGCCGUUCCCCACUCAGGCAUGUGCUUCCACCCUCUGAUAUGGCAGCCACACGCACUGAUCACCCCCCAGAUAAGAGGCCCACCAGGCUAGGGCGACAGCUUGCAGGAGGUGCCAACCUGUACGUGAGGAGCCUGUAUGAUGUGGUGAGAAGUCACAUGAACCCAAGACUCAGAAAAGAAUCCAACAGGGAAGAUGCACUUCCCUCACAACAUACAGACUCUGAGCAGGAUCUCUCAGCAUCUAUUCAACAAGAUGCUGGAAUAAGCCAACCGGCUGGGGGCAGAUCACAUUCUUCAGGAGGACUUGCACAAUCUGCACCAAACAGGUCCCAGCCUUUAGCAGAAUCUAGCCAGCCUGUAUCCUCCAGAGCACGUCCUUCAUCUAUACCCAGCCGGCCUAUAUCCAUUGGAACAAGACAGACACUAGAUGAGGAAUCGCCAACUGUAGAUACCACAGCAUUCCCCAACAAGACACCUCUACGCAGGGUGCGGCGUUCUGUCAGCUCAGACAGCACAGAGGGUCUUUCUCAAAGUGAAAUGACAACUAUCCAAUUGAAAAAUGUGCCUAAUAAUGUUAAUCAGAAGCAGAAGUUAGAAAAAUUCUUUGGCAAGUUUGGAAACUUGAAACGUGUGUAUUGCAGAACUGAUCGGAAGCUAGCAAUUAUUCACUUUCACCACAGCAGUUCUGCUAUGCACGCCAAGAGAAUGGUGAAAAAACUUCAUAAAGAUGUAUCUGCGUUUUGGCAAAAAAAGAAACAUAGUCCCAACAAGAGAGAAACUUUGCCGUCCAAGAAAGAGAAUGCAAAUAAUGAAAAUAUAGAAAGACAGAGUGAAGAAGAGACCAGUUCUUCUCUUUUCCCUGCACGCAAAUCACUACUAAGAGACCUGACCGGAGGCAGAGGACCCAAGGGGUCUCCGCACAAGAAAUCUCUCUUAUCAGCAACUGUGCAGCUUGAUAAGGAGAGUGCUGACUCCCUGGUAUCUUUAAGCGAUACAACUGGUGUAUCCAUUCCUCCAUCAUUAUUUCAUCUUGUGGGAACUGAGGCUGAAGGCUCUGAGGAAAAAUAUCGUCUGCUAGACCAAAGGGAUAAGAUACUGCGACAAGCCCGUGUGAAGAGAACUGAAUUGGACCAGGCCAAAGUCUUUGUGGGAACAUGUCCAGAUAUGUGCCCUGAGAAGGAGCGAUAUAUGAGAGAGACUCGAAACCAGCUUAGUGUGUUUGAGCUUAUUCCAGGAACCGACAAGCUCGACCAUGCAGCUGCUAUAAAAGAGUAUAGCCGUUCCUCAGCUGAUCAGGAGGAACCGUUGCCUCAUGAACUACGUCCUACACCAGUACUGAGUAUGACAAUGGAUUACCUGGUGACUCGUGUGAUGGACCAAGGAGAGGGAAACUAUCGGGACUGGUAUGACUUUGUUUGGAACAGAACUCGUGGUAUCCGUAAGGAUAUCACACAACAGCACUUAUGUGACCCUGUCACAGUCUCAUUGAUGGAGAAGUGUAUGCGCUUCCACGUACAUUGUGCCCACCAACUGUGUGAAGAGCCUAUGUCUUCCUUUGAGCCCAAGAUAAACAAUGAGAAUUUAACCAAAUGUCUGCAGAGUUUGAAAGAAAUGUACCAGGAUCUGCAGAAUCGUGGCAUAUCCUGCCCCUCUGAGCCAGAAUUUAGAGGUUACAGUGUCCUACUUAACCUCAACAAGGGUGAUAUCCUUUGGGAGGUUCAGCAGUUUCGUCCAUCAGUUCGGAACUCUGCAGAAGUGAAAUUUGCAGUGCAAGUCUUUGCUGCACUGAACAGCACUAAUUUUGUUCGGUUCUUCAGAUUAUUCCGGUCAGCCUCAUAUCUAAAUAGUUGCAUCUUGCAUUGUUACUUCAAUCAGAUUCGUCGAGAUGCUCUGCGUGCUUUGAAUGUGGCAUAUACUGUUGGCACCCAGCGCUCUACCUCGUUUCCCUUGGAAAGCAUAGUGCGCAUGCUGCUUUUCCAUGAUGCUGAUGAGGCCACUGAAUUUCUUACUUCGUAUGGUCUGACUGUGUCUGAUGGUUCUGUAGAGCUGAGCCGUGUAGCAUACCUUGAACCAGAGGUCCCACCUCACCCUAGAAAGUGUUCUUUUAUCAGCCAGAAGUGUAAUGUCUCUGUGGGGGAAGUGGUAAAUGGCGCUCCUCUUCCACAAUUUUCUCUGCACAUCCCCAUUUGCAGCUUUGAUGCUCAGAACAAGUAUGUAGGUUCCAACAGCACAAUAGAAAAUGAACCAAGAGAAGUGCCACCAGCAGAAAAAUCUGAGGAGAAAAUCUUUGAACCUGAGAUACAAAUCAAUAAACAGACUGCUGUGCUGCUCCCAGAUGCUAAAGAACCUUCACCUUUUGCAAGCCAGUCUGUUUUCCAACCGAUUAUGCCACCUGUGAUAAAAGCACCAUCCCCACCUAAGCGUCCCCCGUCCCCACCCAAACCACUCUAUUGUGAUGAGGACAUUGCUGCUGUGGUUGAGGGAGUAGUGGAUGAGCUUGUAAGAGAGCACAGUGCUGAACUUGGCCAGUCUGGAGCUGCCUUUGUUUCUUCUGCUUUAAGGGAGUCUUCCAAUUUCACAGAUGGGCUGCUUACUGAUGUGAUCUCAGAUAUCUUACGUCAAGUUGCAGGAGAAGAGCUGAGAGCAGAAGUGGAAAGAGUGAAGGCAGAGUUACGCAGAAAAUCAGAGGAAGCCAAAGUGAAGCUGGAGAGGGAGCGGCUCCUGUCCAUGCUUAGCCAGUCUCUAUGCCAGGAGCUGAUGAAAGAGGUCUUGAGUCAGAGCAUCUAUGAUGUGACCAGUGCAGAACUGAGGCAAGCCAUACAACUGGCCCACAAUGCUUGCAUUGCUCGUUGCUCCCAGUACGUGAGUGACCAGUAUGUCGAUCAAUUUCUGCAGGAGGAAACAUUUCAAGUGGCCAGAGAAUCACUGCAUGAGAUGCAGUGUUGCAGUAAAUAUUUACAGAGAUGGAGAGAGGUGUUAGCUGCUCGAAAGAAGCUAAGACGUCAGAUGAGAGGAUUCCCAGCUGCUCCUGGCUCUGUGGGAUGUGAUGAUAAACUGAAGGCUUUAAUUCCUAGUGCUCGUGCAUGUUCUCCGCAAAAUAUGGCAGAAGGCAUCCUCGACAUGGGGCAUGCUGGGAAACUUGGGGUCUCCUUUACCAAGUGCCAAAGACUAAGAGAGCAGACAUUCCAUGAGAUGAAAGUCCAGCAUUUCUACCAGCUGCUACUCUGUGAUGCUGCAUGGGCUCCUUUAGAUUUGCCUCCUUUGGUCGUUCAGAGACUGCCCUCAUGGAGAGAAUGUGUGUUCUGGAAGCUGGUUUUGAUUCUGCCGCAAAUUUCAGAGCCUGGAAGUGUGUUGUGCGAUUGGCUGAAGGCAAAACUCAGUGGUCCAAGUAACCAAUUGGUGGAGCAGCGAGAGCAGCGGGUGCAGACAUUGGCACUGUACAACUCUUUAGAGUCACAGGAAGGUCGCUCUGUGCGGGUGAAUGUCUGUGUAAAGGUGGCAUAUGGCCCCCUCACACCCAGUGAGAUGGAGGAAGCAGAGACUCAGAAGGAGCUCUUGGGUACUAGUGGCUUUGUGCUCCUAUUGCCGCCCCGAGAUAAUGUGACUGAAGAAGAUGUAUAUUGGCUCUCAGCAAUACUGCAUCUCAAGCAGAUGCUUCAGGCCAAGCCUUUCCUACCCCCACCUCCACUUGCUGUCUUGGUGCCCUGGCCUUGUCAGGAGUCUGUGUCUGAAGUGGAGGAAGGACUUAAUCUUCCAGAACUGCAUACAUGUGGACUAAUUUCAGAGUAUCUUAUUGUAUCUAUUCCUGAUUACAUCAAUGAUAUGCAGGGAACAAAAGAGGUUUCUCGUGCUGUGCAUUUUUUGCUUUCUCACUCUCCUCGCUCCUUGGAAUUGUGCUCCCUGCCUCUGCAGCAGUACAUAGAAGACGGCUUGUGCCAUAUUUUUGCCGAUUCAUUUUAUCUAGACAUGCAGGAGCGCAGACAGGCAGGCAUGCCUUCACAGGAUCCUGCUGCUAUUAUUGAUCUGUACAACGAAGCACUGCUGUUCCUGGCUGCAGCUCUGUCCUCAGAACUUUUUUCUGAUAUCUCUUGGCCUAUGAUAGAGUUCACAUGUCACAAAGAGAGUACGCUGCUACCACAGCCUGGCUGGAACAGCCCCUGCCACCUGGCAUGGCUGAAGCAGGCUGUGCUCUCCUUCCAGAUCCCUCAGAUGGACAUGCCGCCUCCAGGGGCUCCCUGGCUUCCUGUGUGCUCCAUGAUCUUGGAAUAUGUCUCUCAGAUAUGUACAAGUCCACAGGCUCUCCCUGUACUGCUUUCAGAAGUUCAAUGCCUCCUGGGACGGACCUACAGACACUGGCGUGAAAUGGAUUUAGAAACCAAAGAAAAAGGACCCCCUGUGCAGGACAUUCCCUGGGAUGACUUACUCACCCUCUGCAUCAACCAUAGGCUGAGAGAAUGGAAUCCACCCAUGACACCUAGUGCCACAGGGCCUACGACUGGAGAACUAUAUGUGUAUUUUAUGCAGGACGAGUUAAAAAAUUUCGUCCCGCCAAAGUCCUGGACUGAUGCUCAACUUGACACUCACAGAGACAUGCAGAGAAGCCCUGGCAGAUGCCACUCUUCCCUUCAGCAGUCACAAGCCCUGAGACCCUUUGGUGUAAACGCUUACGAGAGUUUGGUGAAUCCAGAAGUAAAUAAAGAACAGCCUUACACAAGCCACCUUCCUCAACAACUGAAAUACUCGCUGAAGGUGGAGAAGGAGGAAAGCAGGAGGUUUGAGGAAACACUUGAACGGUUGGUUGCUGAGGGUCCAUUAGAUCAGUCUGCAUCUCUCUCUCUCCCAAUGUACCUUCCAGAAGCUCUUCUUGGUGACUUAGAGACCACACUUAAUCUGACGGACAUUACAGAGUGCACUCCUGCUGUGCGAGAGUCUUUGACAACCUAUAAAAUGUGCUUUCCCUCAGCACAAAGGCUUCGGACAGAGAGUGCUGUGUGUGCACCCCAUAUGCAAGGAUCUCUGAUGGAUAGCACAAUAAGUUUUCCAUCUGUACAGCGAUCUGUAACAGACAAUAUGAAUACGCUUCGUAGGCUUCUGCAGGUGAGUCAGCAAGAGGAUGCAGCAUAUGAGCUACAUCUCAAGACACUGCUAGAUGUGGGGGAUCAUCGAUAAGGAAAUUAAGAGAUUAUGAAUUCAGCACUCCCACCCUACAAAAUGGACACUGCACAGUGCAUAGUAGUAGUCAUCUUGUACCAACCCCAUAAAUGCAGACAUAACCAUGUGCCUAAGGUCUUCACAGUUUACUCUACAGUAAGCACUUUUUUUUAUCUGCAGAAUGUACAGUACAGUCUUGUUACUGUACACCAAGCUACAAUGAUCAAGACUACCUGCUCUAGCUUUCCAUGCUAUUUUAAGAUUUUUUUUUCUAAAUAUGUUUAUUCACUUGUGAGAAUUAGUACAAAUAUUAAAAAGAAUACAAAAAAAA
Molecule: messenger RNA, 8136 nt
Organism: Bombina bombina (fire-bellied toad)
Lineage: Eukaryota; Metazoa; Chordata; Amphibia; Anura; Bombinatoridae
Gene: MCM3AP
Product: minichromosome maintenance complex component 3 associated protein
Exons: 28
Coding region: 162-7823 (2553 amino acids)
Biological process (GO): mRNA export from nucleus
Cellular component (GO): transcription export complex 2; nucleus; cytoplasm
Molecular function (GO): RNA binding
Source: RefSeq, a predicted model, not a curated record